AUGACAGAUCUCAAUCCCACCCUCGACCCUCCGAAAGCCCUGAUAGUCGGCAUAUCCGGGCCCUCGUCCAGCGGCAAAACCACCCUCGCCCGCCUCCUCCAACGCGUCUUCUGCGGGGUACCUCUCGACUCGGGUAAAGCCCUGAACACAUUCAUAAUCCAUGAAGAUGACUUCUACUACCCAGACGACCAAAUUCCAUACACAACAACCCCCGCCGGAACUCGCAUCCAAGACUGGGACACCGUCUCAGCAAUAGACACAACAUUCCUCUCACAAGCUCUUUCCUACGUUCGGAAAACCGGCCACCUUCCACCUCGACUCCAAAGCAAAGAAGACCAGAAUGAGCAAGGCGAGUCAGGCGUUUCAGAGGCUCUAGUUUCUGAACUACGGGAUCUAGUCGGGAAGAGACUCUCUUCUGGGUCGCAUGUGGACACGAUUGCAUUCAUGGAGGGUUUUUUACUCUACGCGCCUCCUAAUGAUGAAGGACAUGUUCUGAGGAAGGUUCAUGGGGCUAUUGAUUUGCCGUUGUUUCUGCCUGCCAGUUAUGCGAAUGUGAAGAGGAGGAGGGAGGGCAGAAGCGGCGGCGCCGGAGCCGGAGGAGGGACAGGGCACCGGGGAAAGGGGGGCGAGGUUGAUCUGGAGGGGGAGGAUGAUCGGCCGCCGCAGAAUUUCUGGGUGGAUCCACCUGGAUAUGUGGAUGAUAUCGUUUGGCCUAGAUAUGUGGAGGAUCAUGCUUGGUUGAUUGUGGCGAAGGAUGGUGAGGGAAGCUUGGUGGAGAAGGUUGGGGAUGGGCUGGAUGUUAGGAGGGAUGUUGGGGUGAGGGUUGUGCCGGGGGUUGAAGCUGGGAUGGAGGAUGUUUUGAGAUGGGCUGUUGGGGAGGUUUUAGGGGCUUAUUGUUCAUAG
Molecule: messenger RNA, 903 nt
Organism: Penicillium maclennaniae
Lineage: Eukaryota; Fungi; Ascomycota; Eurotiomycetes; Eurotiales; Aspergillaceae
Product: ribosylnicotinamide kinase
Exons: 3
Coding region: 1-903 (300 amino acids)
Source: RefSeq, a predicted model, not a curated record